Messenger RNA from Camelina sativa (false flax), 480 nucleotides. Lineage: Eukaryota; Viridiplantae; Streptophyta; Magnoliopsida; Brassicales; Brassicaceae. The record is from RefSeq and is a predicted model, not a curated record.
AUGACUACUUCAUGUGUUCCUUCUCGCAAGGCUCUGAGCAAGAUCACGACGAAUAGGCUUCAGAAAGAGCUUGUUGAAUGGCAGAUGAAUCCACCCACUGGCUUCAAACACAAGGUCACUGAUAAUCUCCAGAGAUGGAUAAUUGAAGUUAUUGGAGCUCCAGGUAAUCUGUACGCCAACGAUACCUAUCAGCUUCAAGUUGAUUUUCCUGAACAUUAUCCUAUGGAGUCACCACAAGUGAUUUUUCUUCAUCCAGCUCCUAUGCAUCCUCACAUUUACAGCAACGGGCAUAUUUGUUUAGAUAUUUUGUAUGAUUCUUGGUCUCCGGCCAUGACGGUGAGUUCCAUCUGCAUCAAUAUCCUCUCCAUGCUGUCAAGCUCAACUGAAAAGUGACGACCAACCGACAAUGACCGCUAUGUGAAGACCUGUAAGAACGGAAGAUCUCCAAAGGAGACCCGAUGGUGGUUCCACGACGAUAAA